AUGAGCGGACUGGCGCCCUGGGACAAGCAAGGUCAACUCGCUGCUCUCAAGCAGUUGCGCGACUCGACCGAUGUGAGUUGGCGUGUAGAGAUCUCGCGCGCGGGCGCUGCUGACGACUGACGACGACGCAACGCACCCCCUCCCGACGACGCCAGAACCUGAUCAAGUACAUUUCCCAGCAAGAUGGAUAUGCUCCCAUUGUCCCCUCCGCAGCUUGGGUCUUUCCCUACACGCCCGCAUCCAAACACCUGGCAGACUCGUGGCGCAACGAUUGGUCGUUGGCACUCAGCAAGACGCUCAACCCGACGCAGCUCCUCGUAGAGUUCCUGUGUGGAGACCACGAAUCCUCUGCAUUGCACGCCUUUCACACCUUGGGUCUGGCAGAGGUGCUGCCUGGGCCAAACGUCUCUGCGGGAAUCGAGGCGCCCAUCUUGGCUGAAAAGGUCGGAGCUCACGUGCAAGGUCUUCGUUCCGUGCUGCGCAUGCUCAAGCGUGCUCGCAUCGUCGAGGAAGAGGGUGAGCCGCUGUCCGACAGGUGGCGCGGUACCGUCUUUACAGAAGUGUUGCGCAAGGAAUCGCCCAUCCCGAUGGGCAGCAUGAUAGAGUAUGCGCGUGAUGAAGCCAAUCAAGCCGUUCAACUCGUGCCCGAGCUCGUAAAGAGGGAAAAUGCAGGCAAGAGCGGCAUUUCCAUCAAGUACCAGCAGCCUGAUCUGUUUGCGCUGUAUGCCACCGAUGGAGACGCGCGUCGAAUUCAACGCUUCAAUCUGGCCAUGCAAUCCCUCUCCCCCAUCAUUGCUGGCGGACCUACGGAAGAUUACCCUUGGAAAGACGUGACGGGUCUGGUCGUGGACAUUGGUGGCGGUGUAGGCGGUCAGACGAUCCCGCUCGUUGCGCGUUGGGACCACCUCAAGAUUCAAAUUCAAGACACGGAGCCGGUCAUCAAUGAUGCCAAGCACGUCUGGGCGGGCAUGCCUCCACCUUGGACAGCCAGAGUACAAUUGCGAGCGUGAGUUGCGCGAGUGCGCGAGUGCGCGAGUGCCAUUCGCGUCACCACUCGCGCCCGCUCACGCCCCACGCCCACUCACGCCCACUCACGCCCACUCCCCCAGCCACGACUUUUUGAAAGUGCAACCAGACGACACUGCAGCUGCAGCGCAAAUCUACUUUUUGCGCUUUGUAUUGCACGAUUGGGCCGAUUCCAUCUGCAUCGACAUUCUCAAGGCGCUUCGAAGCAAAGCGAAACCGGAUUCGAAAGUGUUGCUGCUCGAAGUCGUCGUGUUUGGCGACGAUUCGCGCUACGCCAAUGUGCUUUCGGUGCACCUGGGCGCCGUCGCUGGAUCGCAUGAACGAACAGAGUCGGAGUACAAUGCCUUGUUGGAGAAAGCAGGGUGGAGACCCAGCAAGACGUACCGCACGCGAAGCAUCAUGUCCGUCAUCGAGGCCGUUCCUGCGUAG
Messenger RNA from Ceraceosorus bombacis, 1455 nucleotides. The record is from the annotation of a GenBank genome assembly. NCBI's taxonomy places the organism in Eukaryota, Fungi, Basidiomycota, Exobasidiomycetes, Ceraceosorales, Ceraceosoraceae.